AUGAACAACGAAAGUUGUACUAUGCUUAUGGUAGCUGGUAAUAUUAUGGAAUGUCCUAAUAUAUCAAAGCAUACUAUAAUACUUAUUAUCUUAACAAAGAACAUAUAUCGCGACAAGCCUAAAAUGGGUCACGGGUCGAAUGGAAAACGAGAAUACUUGGGUUCCUUUUGGGCGUUCGUCCAGGAGCUUGACAAGUCUUCUGAGUAUCGUGACAGAAAAGUAACAAACUGAAAAAGAAUUAAAGCAUGCAUUUAUUCACUCUGUUUAAAGGAGAAAAUUGAAUUGUUCAUAUCUGCGUGAGUAGCAGUAUGUCAAAAUGACCAUUUCCCCGUUUACAUUGGAAAUGG
Molecule: messenger RNA, 347 nt
Organism: Schizosaccharomyces cryophilus OY26
Lineage: Eukaryota; Fungi; Ascomycota; Schizosaccharomycetes; Schizosaccharomycetales; Schizosaccharomycetaceae
Exons: 3
Coding region: 1-231 (76 amino acids)
Source: RefSeq, a predicted model, not a curated record